UCUGACUUGUACCUCGUUCAAAUGAUGUUCCCGAAACAGCGUUUGGUUUAUUUUGAACCCGAGCGCGUCUGCGGACUCGUUUGAUUGAUUUUUCCGCGAUGGGUCAGGCGUGGCAAAGAACUGCGCCUCGCAGAGCCGUGAGCGUCAAUUGGGAAAAGUCCGUUUGCCAGUUUCGGGUUAUUUUGGUGGGCGAAUCGCGCGUCGGUAAAACAUCCCUCGUCCUCCGUCUAACGGAGGACAAGUUCAGUGUCAAUGUCCGGGAAACGAUUGGCGUGGACUAUUACGCACACAUGCUGGAAACUCCGCCGAUACCGAGAGUGAAGCUUCAGGUCUGUGACACGGCGGGGCAAAAGGAACACAGGACAAUGACACAAUCAUAUCUCCAAGUUAUGCUUGGCGGUCUGCUGGUAUUCGACAUAACAAAUCGCCAUUCCCUUGACUACAUUAGAAAUUGGCUGGAUGAAGCCAGCAACCUGAUUGACCAGUGCAAGUAUGUCUUCAUUCUUGUUGGCCACAAGAGUGACCUGUCAGCUGAAAGGACAGUCUCAAUAGAGGAAGCCGAGAAAUUUGCAGAAGACAUGGGCUUGAGAUACAUUGAGACGUCUGCCAAGGACAACACCAACAUACAAGAAGUGUUUCACUUGCUGGCAGAGUCGAUUGCCGAGAUGGUGAAAUCAGAGAUCAAUGGAGGAAUCACUGAAACGCGAAUUGUCAUAUUCACGUGAUGACUUUUGGCUUUGGCCUAAAGAGUUUUGAUGCCGCAUUGACUGAUCUAUUUUAUA
Messenger RNA from Mobula hypostoma (lesser devil ray), 782 nucleotides. RefSeq names its product ras-related protein Rab-39A-like. The record is from RefSeq and is a predicted model, not a curated record. The coding region runs from base 99 to 725 and encodes 208 amino acids. Lineage: Eukaryota; Metazoa; Chordata; Chondrichthyes; Myliobatiformes; Myliobatidae. The transcript is spliced from 2 exons. Gene Ontology annotation, molecular function: GTPase activity; GTP binding. Gene Ontology annotation, biological process: vesicle-mediated transport. Gene Ontology annotation, cellular component: Golgi apparatus.